Adineta steineri is the source of this 708-nucleotide messenger RNA. Lineage: Eukaryota; Metazoa; Rotifera; Eurotatoria; Adinetida; Adinetidae. The record is from the annotation of a GenBank genome assembly.
AUGACUGAUAGUGACAUUCUCGCUGGAUUGGAAAUCGCCAAAAAAUACAACGUAGCUACGGCCUGCAUCAAACCAUAUUCGAUCCCGGUAGCUAAGAAGAUUCUAGCCGGAUCUGACGUUCUCAUUUGUCCAGUUAUCGGUUUUCCCCAUGGCAACAGCACAACCGAAAUCAAGGUAAUCGAAGCAGAGGCUGCUGCCAAAGCUGGUGGUCAAGAAAUCGAUAUGGUUAUCAACAUUGGCAAGGCCCUUGGAGGGGACUGGGACUAUGUUAGCAAGGAGAUCCAACUCAUCAACGAAGCUGUCAUAAAACAUAACGCUAUUUUAAAAGUUAUUUUCGAGAACGAUUAUCUUCAAGACCAACAUAUUAUCAAGCUCUGCCAAAUUUGCUCAUUGCUCUCGGUUGCUUUUGUCAAAACAUCAACUGGAUAUGGUUUUGUUAAGAAUGCUGAUGGUCUAUACUCCUACAAGGGUGCCACCAUCCCGCAUCUUAAGUUGAUGCGAGAACACUGUGCACCAGGUGUACAAAUCAAGGCUGCUGGUGGUGUUCGAACGCUGGAUGAUCUACUUGUUAUAAGAUCGUUAGGCGUAACACGCGUGGGAGCUACCGCCACUAUUGCUAUAAUGGAAGAAGCUAAGGCACGCGGCAUCACGGAUACGCCAACCGAAGUCAUCGUGAAGUCAGCUGAUCAUCUUCAGGGCGGUUAUUAA